UAUAUAUUUGUAGUUGGAAUUUGAAAUAUCAAUUUCUUUUAUUCCCAAUUAAUAGUAUAUUAUAUUACUAGUCAUACAGAUACACUCAUUUCUCGUAGUCAAGAAACUACGCACCAUCAUCAUCAUUACCAGUACCAAACCAUCUGCAUCUUUGUUAUUGUUCAUCAAACUCUGCUCUUAUUCCAUUAUCAGAUCCUAAUAUUUAUCAGAAUAUUUUGCAGGAUUAUCACAAGUGUAAAUUCAACAAAAGAGAGAUGACUUCAAAUGGAAAAGUACGUUCUGAUUGCUAUUAUGCACCUAAUCCUUAUCAUGAAUGCACUGAAGCUUGCUUGAAGAGAAUAGCAGAAGGAAAGGUCCGCACGGAAAAAAAGAAAUCAGAUAAUGGCAGUGUUAUAAAAGAUGGUGGUCUGAACAAAAGAUAUGAAGAUAAAAUUGUUGGCCGAGCAUGCCCUAAGGCAUCUAAUCCUUACCAUGAGUGUAAUGAAAAUUGCCUCAAAAAAGCUGGAGGAAAAGAAGAUAUAAACCAACCAGGCUCAAUUCUUGAUCUUCCCAUGAAGUUGGGAAAGAAAAAGAUGCAAGAAUCUCGAUCAAUGCCACCGCCUCGAGAGCCUGACAGUGCACCUGCAAGAGAUAGAGCUUUCAACAACAGUGCUUCAUUGCCUCCAAAACGCAUAUAUUCUACAGAAAAGCUUGGAUCACAAAAUGGGGAGAACUACUCUUCUUCGGAGACGUAUUCUGGAGAAAUUCAUGCUGAAGAGUCUCCUUAUGAUGAGAAGCACGUCAACUCUUAUCCAAUAUCCAUGACUGAAAUUCUCAAGAUGCCUGAUUAUCCCAAAGAUCCUCCGAAACAAGAUGUCAACUCCAUUGCCAUUGAACAACCAAUACAUCAGAAAGAGGAGAAAAACCAUCAGCCAAUGACAGAGGCAGUUUCAUCUCCUGUCGUGAAUGAGAAAAGAGAAGGAACUACUGGUUCACCCUCUGAAUCCAGCUUUACUUUCACUGGUGUACCUCAUGGUUUCCAAGAGAGUGAUGAUGAAGAAGCUCAAUCAGUAAUUUCUGAUGCUAGUGUGUCAGUGGGAAAAUAUCGAGUUAAGGGAAGGUUAUCUUCCAUUUUGCAGUCGAUUUUUGACAAGUAUGGUGACAUAGCAGCAAGUUGCCAACUAGAAUCAAUUGCUAUGCGUUCUUAUUAUUUGGAAUGUGUGUGCUUUGUGGUUCAAGAACUGGAGUCCACUCAAAUUAUGCAGCUGACAAAGUCCAAAGUCAAAGAAAUGUUGGCCAUUCUGAAGGAUGUUGAGUCAUCAGGGAUCGAUGUUGCUUGGCUACGCCGUGUGCUGAGUGAAGGCGCAGAAACCAUUGAGUUGAUUAGUCAGCAUCAUGCAAUUGCAGUGGCAAAGACAAACUGUGAGCAGGACUUGGAAACGACUAGGAAACAAGUUGAAUCUCAGAUGGCGGAUUUGACUUUGAAAGAAAAGGAGGUUCUUGAAGCCAAGAAGCGAAUUGCAGAGACCAGAGCUUAUCUGAGGGAAUUGGAGCUGAAAUCUUCUGUUCUCAAUGAGACUGUUAGCUCUAUCAAGUCUAAGGUUGAAACUCUCAAUAGCAAAUCUUUGUUGGAUGGAGUUUUGUAAGAGACACUACAAGUGAGUUUUAGGUUUUGACUUUGUUAAAGGUUAAGGUCAUUCUAUAUUUUGUUAUUUUAUUUUAGUUGGGUACCUAAUAAGCUAUAUAGGUUCAAAGUUUAUAAGUUUAUUUUGUACAAGAAUGCAAUGAACUGUUUGGGAUUGAAAGAAUGUCUUUGAUGAGUUACUCACCAGUCAUCCCAAAUUAAACAAUUGAAGAUUGAUACAAACAUUACAAAUAUUUGAUACUAUAAACGUUAAAGAGGAAGCUCUUUUCACACA
Cannabis sativa is the source of this 1898-nucleotide messenger RNA. RefSeq lists its product as uncharacterized. The transcript is spliced from 5 exons. Bases 255 to 1625 code for a protein of 456 amino acids. The record is from RefSeq and is a predicted model, not a curated record. NCBI's taxonomy places the organism in Eukaryota, Viridiplantae, Streptophyta, Magnoliopsida, Rosales, Cannabaceae.